Molecule: messenger RNA, 345 nt
Organism: Prunus armeniaca (apricot)
Lineage: Eukaryota; Viridiplantae; Streptophyta; Magnoliopsida; Rosales; Rosaceae
Source: the annotation of a GenBank genome assembly
AUGUCGAUUUCUUCAUCAAACACUGAAACAAAGAGGUGUCGGCACUGCAAUGCUGAGAUGGUGAAGCUAAUUUCCAAAUCUGGAAGGAAUUUGGGCAUACCGUAUUGGAAGUGCUUCACAACAUAUGGAGCUACAAGGUGUAGUGGCUAUGAAUGGGUGAUAGCAGCCAACACCCCAAAUGAAUCUGACAUUCAAAACCAGGUGGAUGUGAAGGAAUUUAACGCAUAUGCUGAAGUAAUCCGUAUACUGAAGGCCAUUCAUAAAAUCCUCCCACUGCUGUUAGUUCUAUCAUUUCUGAAUUUGGCUAUUAAAUUGAUGAAAAAGGAAGAAAUGUUUUGGGUUUAA